UUUCUUUAAUUACAACUAUCUAAUUUGCAAAAAAUGAUGGCCAAAAACAACCCUUUAAAAGGUCAAAUCAACGAUUUUCCCCUUAUUCCUUGCUCCUUGACAAUCAAGAGUCUUACAAGGCAGGGCUGGGAGAGUCUGGAGCAUAAGGAGUGCUUGCUGAAGGUCAAUAUAAAGGACUCAAUUCCAGGGCUAGAGGUGAUUUCCGAGAGUAAAGAUAAAACCAUUCUGUAUAAAGAGACAGCCAAGAAAAUGAAAAAUUUCAGAUAUGACUCUGACUCUGUCCAGUGGAUAAAUAGCCAAGAUGAUAAGGAGUGUUUGAUGCGUCUCCGUGACCCGGAAGCAAUUGAUAUUGUAAAAGGUAUCUUCAGCCGGUUUGAAAUGGAAUAUCCGACAUCUUUGAAUAAAGACUCUUUCUACGACGAAAAUUUUAAAUUUAUAUCUAAUCGAAGCAAAAACUCUCAGCAAGCAAAGACCUGAGAGAGGCCUAAAUUAUCCUCUAAAAAUUUGGAGUCAUGUUCGAAUCAAAAGAAGGAUCUGGCUUUGGCGAGCUUAGAUUCUAAGGAAAAUUCUUCAAAUUUUGUCGAGUCUGACAGCUGAAAACCUGCUUGAACAUUAAGUCUCCCUAAGUCAAGCCCUGCGAAGACUCCCAGUAAAAAUCUCAAAGAAGAAACCUAAAACUAUUGGGGAGAAGUCUUGUAGUCCUGAAGAGGCAAGUGAUGUUGGUCAUUUUGGAAUGAAAAUUGCCAAAGCCUCAUUGGACAAGGCGUACCUGAAAAAUACUCUCAGGGUUACCAUCCCUAAUCCUAGCAAAUACGUUGACGAAGUUGAGAUAGGCCAGUCCCCAGCUAGAGACAUGAGGGGAGCAAUCACAAAGGAAAAAUUUGUUGAGAAUAUGGACAAUAUUAAGCAACUAAUCCUUUCUAAUGAAACUAACCCUGAGAAAAGAAUCAAGCUGAUGAAUGGGGUAAUGGUUGCUCUCAAUAGGGUUGAUGAUAAGAAGGAGAGGCAAGAAAUCACCCAAAUAUUCAAUAAUGAUCACCUCAUCCUAAACUUCAUUAACACUUAUCUGUGCUAUGUAAUUCAGAACAAAUUAGCUGGGAAAUUUCAGAUUUUAAAUCACAUAAAAGAUUAUAAUAUGACUGAGGAUAUUUUGUCUUAAAAAUCACAAAUGAGUUUGCAAAUGAGGUCAAUCGAGACUUCCUCAAGCUACUGAAAUAUGAGAAAUAUAAAGACGCAACUCUUGACCAGAUAUUCUUCACACUCUAUGGGACUCUUGAAGGAGGGUUCAACGAGGAAGAGA
Moneuplotes crassus is the source of this 1300-nucleotide messenger RNA. NCBI's taxonomy places the organism in Eukaryota, Ciliophora, Spirotrichea, Euplotida, Euplotidae. The record is from the annotation of a GenBank genome assembly.